CACACACACAAGUCGAACUCUAGGCCGCCGCUGGUGCUAGGUGCUCAUAAAGUAUGCUCCGCAGGUUAUUGAUCUACGCAGCGCCCAGAGCCUCCUCGGCGUUAUCCCGUGACAGUCCUCGCAGCGUGACCACCACCCUUUGCACUCGAAGUGUUGAUCUGGGAAAAAAACUCCACACAUUAUUUGUACCAGUGGUGUGAAUACGCGUGAGCCUGCUAUAGGUAUUUCCAGAGUAACAGGCUUAUAAGUAGAUAAUGGCCUCCUCAAUUCCACUUAUUUUACCUCAAGAUGUAGAACCUCUAGUCUCACAAGUUGCUGGCCAUGCCAAAGAUAAAGACAAGCGAUCGCCAGGAAUGCUAAAACAUAAGGACGGGUAUGUCUUAAAGCCUAUGUUGAAACCCGUUCAAGCAAAGACUGAAAUACAAUUUUAUGAAGGGUUAGCUGGAGCACCACAUGCAGCCCUUCAGCCAUUCAUUCCAAAGUAUUAUGGAAUUUCCCAUGUUAAAAUUGAAUCUUAUGAUGGCAAAGUAAUAAUUCUAGAAGAUGUUACUGGCACCUUCUGCAAGCCAUGUGUAAUGGACAUUAAGAUUGGAAAACAGACAUGGGACCCAUUUGCCACAGCCUCAAAGCGGGAAUCAGAGGAAAGAAAAUAUGUUGAAUGCAAAAAGCAGCUAGGGUUUUCUAUUCCUGGUUUUCAAGUGUAUGAUUCAAUAAGUAAUCACCUAAAAAAAUUUGACAAAAAUUACGGGAAAUCUCUAAAUGGCGAUACCGUGAAAAAUGCAUUUUCAAUUUUCUUAAAUUUGCACAAACCAAAAUGUGCAUUAAUGGCAGUAGAUGUAUAUAUUGCUGAAAUCCAAAAAAUAUUUGACAUCAUGUCACAACAGAACAAUGUUCACUUAUACUCAAGCUCAGUGUUACUUAGCUAUGAUUGUGAGCAGCUGGGUAAAAAUAUUGAUCCAUCACUGUGGUCACGUGUCCACAUGAUCGACUUUGCGCAUGCCUAUACCGGAGAAACCCAUGAGCAGGGCCCUGAUAAUAAUUAUCUAGAGGGAUUAAAAAGUCUUUUACAACUAUUGAAAAGUUUCAAGGAAUAGUCAAGAAAAACAAGUAUCAAUAUGUAGUAUCAAAUAAAGUAUUUUUUUAACAA
Frankliniella occidentalis (western flower thrips) is the source of this 1147-nucleotide messenger RNA. Its product is annotated as rhodanese domain-containing protein CG4456. Gene Ontology annotation, cellular component: mitochondrion; cytoplasm; nucleus. The transcript is spliced from 8 exons. The record is from RefSeq and is a predicted model, not a curated record. The coding region runs from base 255 to 1094 and encodes 279 amino acids. NCBI's taxonomy places the organism in Eukaryota, Metazoa, Arthropoda, Insecta, Thysanoptera, Thripidae. Gene Ontology annotation, biological process: inositol phosphate biosynthetic process. Gene Ontology annotation, molecular function: inositol-1,4,5-trisphosphate 3-kinase activity; inositol tetrakisphosphate kinase activity; thiosulfate-cyanide sulfurtransferase activity.